AUGACAGACACUGUAAUGGAAGUCGACAAUCCUGGGGCUGCCAUUCAGCAGCUCCAGUCAGGCGAAAUUGACGAAUCGCUAUACAGCAGGCAACUUUACGUGCUAGGACAUGAGGCUAUGAAACGCAUGGGCUCUUCCAAUGUUCUCAUUGUUGGCCUGAAAGGUCUGGGUGUUGAAAUUGCAAAGAACAUUGCACUUGCUGGCGUCAAGUCGCUUACACUCUUCGACCCUAAGCCGGUAGCGAUUGCGGACCUAUCUUCACAAUUUUUCUUGCGUACGGAAGAUGUUGGCAAACCUCGCGCCGAGGUUACUGCUCCGCGGGUUGCAGAACUGAACUCCUACACUCCUGUCUCCGUUCACCAAUCGCAGUCCUUGACCGACGAUCUUGAACAACUCAAGAAGUAUCAAGCCAUCGUGCUGACAACCACGUCUCUCAAAGAUCAACUGGCUAUUGGAGACUUCUGCCACAAAAACGGAAUCUACCUGACCGUAGCAGAUACCUUCGGUUUGUUCGGCUACAUUUUCAACGACUUUGGAAAGGACUUCACCGUGGGAGAUGUCACAGGCGAGAACCCAAUCAGUGGUAUCAUCGCAGAUAUUGAUGAGACUGGCCUAGUUUCUGCCCUUGAUGAAACUCGUCACGGCUUGGAAGACGGUGACUACGUCGAGUUCGCUGAGGUCAAAGGUCUGGAAGGUCUGAACGGCGCCGCUCCCCGCAAAAUCACGGUGAAGGGUCCAUACUCCUUCUCAAUUGGAGACAUCUCUGGUUUAGGCAAAUACGAAGGAGGUGGUCUUUUCGCUCAGGUCAAGAUGCCAAAAGUGCUUCAAUUCGAAUCACUUUCUGAUCAGCUUAAGAAGCCCGAAGUAUUGAUCUCUGAUUAUGCCAAGUUCGAUCGUCCUGCGCAGCUUCAUGUUGGUAUCCAAGCUCUGCACGCCUUUGCUGAAAAUCACAAGGGGGCACUUCCAAGACCACACAAUGAUGAGGACGCAAAGGAGGUGCUGGAAUUGACGAAGAAACUUGCAAAGGACAGCGCCGAAGAAAUCGAAAUCAGCGAUAAGCUAAUCACAGAGCUCAGUUAUCAAGCACAGGGCGACAUAAGCUCUAUGGCGGCUUUUUUUGGAGGCCUUACAGCACAAGAAGUUCUCAAGGCAGUUUCCGGCAAAUUUACUCCCGUCAAGCAGUGGCUCUUUUUUGAUUCUCUCGAAUCCCUUCCUACUUCAGUAGGACGCAGCGAAGAGCUGUGCAAACCUCUGGGAUCACGGUACGAUGGUCAAAUUGCUGUCUUCGGCAAAGAAUAUCAAGAAAAGAUCUCGAACGUCAGAAACUUCCUGGUUGGCGCUGGCGCCAUUGGUUGUGAGAUGUUGAAGAACUACGCUAUGAUCGGUCUCGGAACUGGUCCUAAGGGCCAUAUCACAGUCACCGACAAUGAUUCGAUCGAAAAGAGCAAUCUCAAUCGUCAAUUCCUCUUCCGACCCAAAGAUGUUGGAAGACAGAAGAGCGAAUGUGCAGCUGCUGCGGUCCAAGCCAUGAACCCCGACCUCAAAGGAAAGAUUACUCACAUGACCGAUAGAAUUGGACCGGACAGUGAAGACAUCUUCAACGAACAAUUCUGGAAUGAACUUGAUAUUGUCACCAAUGCUCUGGACAAUGUUGAGGCUCGCACAUAUGUCGAUCGUCGCUGUGUCUUUUUCAUGAAGCCUCUACUUGAAAGUGGUACUCUAGGAACGAAGGGCAACACGCAGGUCAUCCUGCCCCGCCUUACCGAGUCUUACUCAAGUUCUCAAGAUCCUCCAGAGCAAUCGUUCCCAAUGUGUACGCUUCGAAGCUUCCCCAACAAGAUCGAGCACACCAUCGCCUGGGCUCGAGACUUGUUUCAGUCAUACUUUGUGGGACCGCCAGAAACUGUGAACUUGUACAUCACGCAACCAGACUACAUCGAAACCACGUUGAAGCAACAAGGCAACGAAAAAAUGAUUCUGGAGAGUCUCCGUGACUACUUAGUUACCGAAAAGCCAAGCGACUUCAACGACUGCAUCGUAUGGGCCCGGAUGAAGUUCCAGAAGGAAUACCACAAUGCAAUUGCACAGCUGUUGUACAAUUUCCCCAAAGACUCUAAGACAUCGACAGGCGCUGAUUUCUGGUCUGGCCCGAAACGUGCUCCUACUCCUCUAGAGUUCGACCCCUACGACACAACACACAUGGGCUUCGUUGUGGCCGCUGCCGCUCUCCAUGCUUACAACUAUGGGAUCGAGGUACCAAAGAUCUCACAUGAAGACUAUGUCAAGGUCCUUAGUAGCAUGAUCGUUCCGGAGUUCAAGCCCGAUGCAAAUGUCAAGAUCCAGGCGGACGAGAAAGAACCUGAUCCAAAUGCCAAUCAGCCAAGUUUUGCUGAUGACGCCGAAGAACUCAACAAGAUUAUUGCUGAGCUACCGUCCCCUGCAAUCAUCCCAACCUUCCGGCUCAAUGUUGUGGAGUUCGAGAAAGAUGAUGAUACAAACCACCAUAUCGAUUUCAUCACAGCCGCUAGCAACCUUCGGGCCAUGAACUACAGCAUUCCAGUUGCUGAUCGCCACAAGACCAAGUUUAUUGCAGGGAAAAUCAUCCCCGCCAUCGCCACAACGACGGCUCUGGUCACAGGACUUGUCGUCCUCGAGCUGUACAAGAUCAUCGACGGAAAGACGGAUAUUGAGCAGUACAAGAAUGGAUUUGUCAAUCUUGCAUUGCCGUUCUUCGGUUUCAGUGAGCCUAUUGCGAGCCCGAAGGGCAAAUACCAGGGCAAAGAUGGCGAAGUCACGAUUGACAAGCUAUGGGACCGCUUCGAGAUUGAGGACAUUACUUUGACUGAAUUCCUGGCGCACUUUGAUUCUCUGGGGCUGAGCGUCACCAUGGUCAGUUCUGGUGUGAGCUUGCUGUAUGCGAGCUUCUACCCCCCGAACAAGACCAAGGAUCGUCUGCCAUUGAAGAUGAGCAAAUUACUGGAGACCAUCAGCAAGAAGCCCAUCCCGGACCACCAGAAGAACAUCAUUUUCGAGAUCACGGCAGAGGAUACCAGCGAGGAGGAUGUAGAGGUCCCGUAUGUCAUGGUCAAGUACAGACAUUAG
Exophiala spinifera is the source of this 3102-nucleotide messenger RNA. RefSeq lists its product as uncharacterized. The transcript has a single exon. The record is from RefSeq and is a predicted model, not a curated record. Gene Ontology annotation, molecular function: ubiquitin activating enzyme activity. NCBI's taxonomy places the organism in Eukaryota, Fungi, Ascomycota, Eurotiomycetes, Chaetothyriales, Herpotrichiellaceae. Gene Ontology annotation, cellular component: cytoplasm; nucleus. The coding region runs from base 1 to 3102 and encodes 1033 amino acids. Gene Ontology annotation, biological process: DNA damage response; protein ubiquitination; ubiquitin-dependent protein catabolic process.